This is a messenger RNA of Maylandia zebra (zebra mbuna), 3078 nucleotides long. The record is from RefSeq and is a predicted model, not a curated record. NCBI's taxonomy places the organism in Eukaryota, Metazoa, Chordata, Actinopteri, Cichliformes, Cichlidae.
CCGGGCUCAGCAGACAAAUGUCUUGCUCUUUUUAAUGGGCGGUAAGUUGCCGGGUGCCUAGAUAUUGAAAUAAAAACUAAAAGGGGACUUCAGAAUGGAACCGUAUUGUUUGUAAUAGGAGGAAGUCGAACAUACGCUGCUGUGGAGACAUUUUAAUAGACGCUUAGAGAGCAGACAGCAGAAUUCUCAUCAUAUCGACGCGUCUCGUUUCGCCGGCAUCUUUCACUCGCUAACGUUGAAAAUAGCUAGCUGAGCUGAUGGACUCAAGUGGAAUUUGUGCUUGUGUGUGAGCUUCACGGUUGUGUUAGUGGUGAAAAGUGUGCGUUGUACGCCAAGUGAAAGCCGUCGACUUUAAUAGAGGCACGUGGUGACGUAGUAGUCAGGGCUCGCGAUAUAAAGGCGAUUCAGCCUUAGGUUAGUACAGGGUCAAGCUGUUCGGGAGAGGCGGACACAUGAUGCACCAGCAGGGCUCGUUGAUGCCCUCUUUGCUCAGUGGUGUAUUCUGCCAGUGUCGGCAGGGUUCCCCCUCCGUCCCUCCCUCGGAUGCAUCACCAUCUAAACCAGUAACCCAACAGUCAGCCUCCGGCGUGUGGCACACCGACGAAGGAGAGCAUCCAUGUGACAUAUGUGGGGGUUCGGAGCAGGAGCACAGACUCAAAGUGCUCUUCCAGGUCCUGGAUGUGAACGGGGAUGGAGGCAUCUGUGUGAACGACUUGACAAUUGGGCUGAAGAAGUUAGGAGUACAUCGCACUGAACAUGAGCUCAUGAAAAUAGUGAAAGCCGGAGACAAAGACCUGGAUGGACAGUUAGACUUUGAGGAAUUUGUCCAUUAUCUCAGAGACCAUGAGAAGAAACUCCGACUGGUCUUCAAGAGUUUGGACAGGAAGAAUGAUGGUCGAAUUGACUCACAAGAAAUCAUGCAGUCUCUGCGUGACCUGGGAGUGAACAUCUCUGAGGAACAGGCAGAGAAGAUUCUUAGAAGUAUGGAUAAAAAUGGAACAAUGACCAUUGACUGGAAUGAGUGGCGGGACUACCACCUCCUGCAUCCAGCUGAUAACAUCCCUGAGAUUAUUCUUUAUUGGAAACACUCCUCGAUCUUUGAUGUAGGGGAGAGUCUGAUGGUUCCUGAUGAGUUCACAGCAGAGGAGAAGAAAAUGGGUAUGCUAUGGCGACACCUAGUGGCUGGAGGAGGGGCUGGUGCAGUGUCUCGAACUUGCACAGCACCACUGGACCGUCUGAAAGUUCUCAUGCAGGUUCACUCCUCCAAGAGCAACAGUAUGCGCAUCGCUGGUGGCUUUUCUCAGAUGAUCCGAGAGGGUGGUGUACGGUCUCUGUGGCGAGGCAACGGGAUCAACGUCCUCAAAAUUGCCCCUGAGUCUGCAAUAAAGUUUGUGGCUUAUGAACAGAUUAAGCGACUGAUGGGAAGUAACCAGGAGACGUUGGGCAUCACAGAGAGACUGUUGGCCGGCUCUCUGGCUGGAGCGAUCGCUCAGAGCAGCAUAUACCCCAUGGAGGUCCUGAAGACACGGUUAGCCCUGAGGAAGACGGGUCAAUACUCGGGCCUCCAAGAUUGUGCUAAACAUAUCUUCCAGAGGGAAGGCGUGGCAGCUUUCUACAAGGGCUACAUCCCAAACAUGCUGGGCAUCAUUCCCUAUGCUGGCAUCGACCUGGCUGUGUAUGAGACUCUGAAGAAUUCGUGGUUGCAGAACUACGCUACAGAUAGUGCUGAUCCAGGAGUGUUUGUGCUACUCGCUUGUGGCACUACUUCCAGCACAUGUGGACAGUUGGCCAGCUACCCACUCGCUCUGGUCAGGACUCGAAUGCAGGCACAAGCUUCUCUGGGAGGAGGUCCUCAGAUGAACAUGACAGGACUGUUCAGACACAUUAUUAGGACUGAGGGAGCAAUAGGACUCUACCGAGGCCUGGCACCCAACUUCAUGAAGGUCAUCCCAUCUGUCAGCAUCAGCUACGUGGUCUACGAGUACCUGAAGAUCACGCUGGGAGUCCAGUCAAAGUGACCAGGGAGGCAGACAGAAGAAAAUAAGUGGCCAAAGGUUUUUUUGUUUGUUUGUUUGUGGUCUCAAAUGACCAGCUACAGUUCAACAUAUUUUAGUGCAGAAAAUGAAGGACAAAGCUGAGAUGUGUGAUUUGAAGAGAGAAAAAACUUGACUGAAGUCAUGUCUGUUAGUUGUUCUCUUAAGCUUUCUUUUAGCAGCUCGGUGGUGUUUCAGCACCUGUGAGUCUCAGUUUAACAAGUGGUUACAUGACUCUGAAUUACUGCUAGAACUGGAACAUGUGCCUGCUGCUGAGUACUGUGAAAGGAACAGUCCUGCGUCUCUGGAAAGGAAGAAUCUUGAUCCUGGUGGGCUUUGCUCAGUCAUGACACUAUAUCAUCAUAUUGCUGUCAGCAUAUGAUAUCAUACACUAUCAGCUUUGUCUGUGAAGCUGUAACUGGAUUUAAAACGGUAGAUAAAUGGUCGAUUUGGCUGCAUUAAAACGGAGAUGAUACAAACAAGAGAAACUGGUUUACUUUAAGCUAAAAUCAGUAUAUAAUGAAAUAAAGGAUUAACGUGAUCCAAAGUGAUUAGGGCCAUUCUAGCAAAUACUAAUUACAGAACCAAGGGAAGUGUUCACUAUGCCUGAGAUUAAAGUAAUAAGUAUUAAAAUAGGCUUAAAAUAGUUAUUAUCGAUGUCCUAUGAAAAGUUAUUGCUGCAAAUCGAGGAAACCAACUCAGACAGUGAAACUGCGACUUGUGCCAUUGGUUAGUGAAGUCUCAUUCUGAUCCCUGAGCUGAGAGUAUUUUUUUUCCAUUGGCAUCUUGGUGUUUUGAAACUUAGAACAAUCGUUAUUUACAAGGUAAGGUAAACUUCAUGUUGCGUUCAAUAUGACCUGAAGCCCAUAAAGGAAAGUGUUCACUGGGGUCACAUAAAAAGGGUGCUGAAGGCCGUUUUCCCAAAGACCUGUAAAUAAGUCUUUGCAGCCAGAAGAAUGAAGGAAAAGGCAUUAAAAAGAAAGCAGGUUUAAGGCACUUUAGCACUGACUUCACUUUUCAGACCAAGAAGCUGUGUCCAUAUGUC